UACGACUUGCUCCAUCUUCUGCCAGCAUCAACGUCGAACAGCAGGAGUCUUUCAUGGGUUUUCAGUCCAUGGAAUAUGAGUACGAACAUGAUUGGCACCAGGGUGCCGAAUAUCUUAUUGAAAGUGGCCAAGACUAUGCUUGCCCUCAUAUUACUUUCUACAACAGUGACGAUUAUAUUUCAGGGCCAACCCGUGUCAAAGGCGGGACAGUGCUCAUAAAUAUUUUGGAAUUUCAUCAUUCAUACGCAUAUGACUGUCAAAGGUAUUUUAAUCUCUGCGUCGCAGACCCGGAUACAAUAAUUUUUGCGUCUGGUAAUUUGAUACAUUUCUUCAACGUCCCGGAAAAUAGAAUCUGGUUCAGACGUGGGUCGACUGGUGGCGGAAUUGGUCAUAUCACUAAAAAUCCAACACAUAAUCACAUAGCUGUUGGCGAAAAUGGCAUCAAUCCUCCCAUUAUAAUUUAUGAAUGGCCAACGAUGGAGAUCGUCACCAUCUUGAUGCAGGGCACAAAGCGCUCGUAUUCUCAUUUGGCAUAUAGUCCAGACGGGCUGCUAUUAGUCUCUCAAGGAGGAGAACCAGAUUACAUGAUAACUGUAUGGAACUGGGCAAGAGCUAGGAUCAUGCUGCGAUGCAAAUCGCAUGUUCAAGACGUUUACAAUGUAACAUUUUCACCCUCCGUUCCUGGACACUUGACUUCAAGUGGAUCCGGUCACAUUAAGUUUUGGAAAAUGGCUAAAACUUUCACUGGCCUUAAACUGAAAGGUGAACUUGGCAGGUUUGGAAAAACCGAGAUUUCAGACAUAGUCGGAGUCUACCCGAUGCCAGAUGAAAAAGUCGUCUCUGGUUGCGAGUGGGGAAAUAUUUUGCUGUGGGACGAGGGUCUAAUAAAACUAGAAGUUUGUAAAACGGCCCGAAACACUUGUCAUGCAAAAUUAAUAACACAGUUUGAAUAUAAUAACGGUGAAUUAAUAUCUGUUGGUAUGGAUGGUUGGAUUCGCAUAUGGUUUUACGAAACUAUUGAACAAGCUGAUCCGCCUGACGAUGAUUGCUUCAUCGAAAUUGAGCCGAUAUACGAAUUUGAAAUUGCUGAGGACAAUGCCAAAGGUGACCGUUCGAUGCUCAUGUGUAUUCAGAAACAAGAACCGGAAGAUUUUGAGCAGUCAUUUUGGUAUGCUCAAGAUGGCAACGGCGGUUUGUGGCUAAUCGAUAUCUGUACCUCUGGAGUACCAGAACCACCAAGGAAAAUAUUGACGUGCCAUGCUGGUCCUAUUGUUGAUAUGAGCGUUUCAACUUGGGGCCCAUUUGUCGUUACCUUUGGUAGCAAUGCAUAUUUACACAUCUAUAAUUACUAUACCAAGAGAUUGAUCCUGGUUCACAAGUUCCAUGAUGUUGGUACUCAAAUCAGAUGGCUUCCAUGCUCGGUCGAAGCUAGCGGUUCUACUCUAGUUUGCGCAUUUGGAAGCGGUGUUCUUCGCAUGGUCACGAUAGCCGUAGAGAAAGCCAAUUCAGCAUCGGAUAUAAAAGGUGAUUACGUUCGAUUGCUACAGGUGAUAAAACCGCACUCCAGUCCCAUUACCGUCAUGUCGUUGGACGAAUCGAACAGAUUACUUGUUACCGGAGCUGAAGAUGCAACAGUGUUCGUACUGCGCCUUCUUAAAAAAAAACCUUAUCCUGUGCUUGUACCAAUUGGUUAUAUCAGAGUUCCAUCAAGCCCGACGUGUCUCACAUGGAAACCUAUAGAAACUAGGACAAUACUGAUUGGCUGCCUCAAAGGUGAAUGUGUCGAAGUAAAAUUCCCUGCUGAUCCUGUCGACUACACUACAGUGUCAUACGAGCUUGUGCGCUGCGAGUUGCGUAUCUUCAAGUUUGUAUCUGUGAAAUCAGCCAUUCGAAGGGAGUUGUUUCACCUUAAUUUGCAGAAAAAGAAGGCAGAGAAAGUAGCUGUCAAGAUGAAGCAAAUGGCACAACUUGUGGCUGAUAAUCCUGGAAUUGAAAUCGACGAGGAAGCCUUUUUAAUGGAUUCUGAAGACGACCCGCCGUAUCCUGACAUCCAUAUACCAGAAGUCCCAAACAGAGUCUUGUUUGCUAAUUACACGGUUGGCAAUACCAUAUGGUUAUCCAUGGCAGGAUUUGAUGCGGGAUACAUAUAUGAAUAUCCACUUCCAACGACUGGCACGAAUGUCUGUGAGCCUCGCAAAAGCACAAUGGUCUUUGACGGAGAUGAUACAGAAAUAAGCAGUUACUUGUUCUAUAAUAAUCAGAAGUAUUUGAUCCUCGGUAUGGAGCAUGGUGAAAUCCGCGUUUGUCGUGUCAACAAAAACGAUCACACAGACUUAUCUGAUUAUUGGAUACUACCAAUGCAUGAUAAUUACAACGGAUACAUACCGAAGAUAUUGAUUAGCCAUGAUAAUAGAAUGCUACUGACCUGCGGACACGAUGGAAACUUGUUUUCGUACUUGAUUAACGAUGUCAGUGAAUAUAUGGACUCUUUUUUACAUCCGGAAAUACAUGUGCCGCUUCGAAAACUGGUAUACGAGUUAUUGAAGUUAGAUAAAUUUAUGCCAGAAAAAAACUCAGACGAUAUCGAAGAAAUGUCUUAUCCAAGUUUGGAAGAGGUGAUCGUAAAGGCUGAGUAUAACAGAAUAAUGGCAGCAGCGAAACGGAAGAAGAAUGAGGUCUUGAAUAUAUUGAGUGGACUUGGGGAAACUUACGCGAAAAUUAUUGAUCGAAAUCGUAGUCUAAUCAAGUCCCAACAAAUACCGCAUGCGGAAUUCGAGCUAGAUCCUAGAAUUACGGCGAAUUUGAACCAACAGUUACAGGUAGAAAUGGAUCUGGUGCACAGAAAGUUAGCGUUCAAAGUAGAGAAGAGCAAGCUACAUCUCCGGAAGUUGAUGAAUCAUUUUAUAGAACCGAUCACUUGCCUUCCUUUCGAAGUUUGCAAAAUACUGUCACCAAACACUUCGGUAAAAUCAUUACGAGAGCGGAAAUUGGAUGAAACAUUUUUGAACGCGUGUACCGAAGUAGCAAGAAGGAUAAAGGAACGAGACAAUGCAGGCAGGUAUGCAGAUGUUAAAGCUGAGGAAGUGGAAGAAGAAGCUGUGGAGAAAAAGAGAGUUUCAGGAGUGGAAAGUUUUCUUAAAGGAUUAAGUCCGUCAACAAUUCAGUACCGCCUGGGUGUCAAAGUCAAUCAGAUGCUGAGAAAAUACCGUGCUAGAAAAGCUAGAUUCGAAGAGCGUCAAAUGGAGUGGAAGGAAAUGUAUGCAAGUAAGCCAAAUCAACGUGUAAAUCAUCCAGACGACGUAGCGGCGAUUGAGAAUGCAGCAAAUGCAAUUGGAGAUUACAAAUUAAAGACAUCUGCAAACUUCAGUAUUCCCAAAGAGCAAAGAGAGAAUACGUUGAACAAGUACAAACAGUUUUUGGAUGCAAGGAAAAGGGCUCACGCUAUGCGGGAAGGCUUCAACGAUAAGUUGAGAAACAUUAGAAGCAAGAAAGAGACUCUUCUAUACGAGGUCAAUGAUUUGGUACUGAAAUUGAAAAAAAUACACGCAGAGAUACCUGAAAAACGAAUCAAGCCAAUACCAAUUGUGCCUCAGAUUGAUUACAACAUUGAAUUUCCAGAAAAAAAUUUAAAGUUUGAGCAAUAUGUAUCAAUGGCUGAAAAAGUGAGGGAGGCAAAGCGAACUAAGAAAGGGUUUAUGACAGAAAUCGUCAACGACCCAGAAGAUGAGGAACACGAAUUACUAUUGAUGGAUGAAAAAACUGUUCAGCUGGAAAGAGAGAGCAGUCUUACUAUGUUGUUCAUAAAAAUGCCUGAGAAAAGAUACAGAGCUCUGUCUGUGGUAGCGGAAGAUGUAUUGCAGAGUUUAAUGACAGGCGACCAAACCGAAACGCCUUGGGAAAGAGAGUUGAAACGUUCUCGUGUCGCUAGAAAAAUCUAUGAACAAGAUUGUAUUCUGGAACACAUUCAGGAAAGCUAUGAGGAACUAGAUAAAAGUUUGGACGAGCUGGAGCGAGAGCGACUCCAGAUUGUAACUGACAGCGUCUACAUGGAGCUUUUUAUUUUAACUUUACAUCAGGAGCUGAUUGUUCUUAAGGACUUUGAAGCAAUGGAAGAUAUGUUGACCGAAAAGGUAACGGAGAAAAUCCACGAGAAGGUCACUGCCAAGAUGAAGAUACAAGUGAUGACCAGCAGAAUUGAUCAAAGAAAUAAAGAGAUAGUUAAACUGCAUGCAAGAAUAAAGGAGCUCGUCUCAGAGUUUAUGAGCAUGAUCAGUGAAAAUAAGUUUCACGACUUUUUGAAGAGGAUCUUUAAGAAGAAGUACAAACCACCGAAAAUUGAAGAUGAGUCGUCAUCGUCUUCGUCAUCAACAACAGACAGCAGCUCGGCAGAAGACGAUACAGGCAGUAUCGAUAGUCGAGAAAUUGGACCGAUUCACCUUGAUGAAAAUACUUGCCCACCUAAUUGCGAUCGGGAAAUUUAUCUCGCAGCAUUUUCGAUGCGCGAAAAACGCUACGAGUGUGAAUUUCAAAUAAAAGAGGAACAAAAGUGUAUCGAAGGUCUGCGAAAAGAAAUCGAAAGUGAUACAAAGAAGCUGAAAGUCGUUGAAAAUGUUUUGAAAAGUAAUCAAGAUGAAUUACAAGCUUUCAUGCAAGAAAAACAGUGUAAGUUGAAUGAUAUUGAUAUGACUGUGAUAUUAAAACUGCAUCAACUGCAGCAUUUCAAAGAGGAAAUGGCCAUGGAAAAGAUUAAUGACUGCGUAGUAUUUGACAAAGCCAAACUAACAAGCCUCUACGCCAGGGUAGGUGAGCUGAGGGAAGAAACAACCGAACAGAAAGCUAAACACAAAAAAAAUCGUAUGCAUUUGCAACGUAUGAAUGUUGAUUGUAAACACAUGGAUGCAGAAAUAUACCGGUUAAAAAGUCGUAUACGUCAAGAAAUGAUUAAGAAAUUUGGUCAAGAAGUGUCUCUUAACGCUCUUUACGAAGCUGUGUUAAGGCGCAUGAUUUACGACAUCAAAGUUGGUCUCACUGAAAUGGUUCCGGUAUUUGAAAGUCAAAUUAAAUGUAUUCGAGAUAAAUAUGCAGAGGAGAUAAAAACAUUGGAAACGGUCAUUCAAGAUAACACUGAGAAAUUGAGCUUCCUAACGGUAUUGGAGGAGGAACAAUUGAAAUUAAGGAAAGUUCUGAAACACGUUCCUGUAUCAGAAAAUAUCGUGGAGACCUGAAGAAACUGGAAAACAUCCUUAAAAGUCAGAUGGAACAGAAAGAGUUGUUAAAGAAUGAGAU
Diprion similis is the source of this 5286-nucleotide messenger RNA. Its product is annotated as cilia- and flagella-associated protein 44. Gene Ontology annotation, molecular function: protein binding. The record is from RefSeq and is a predicted model, not a curated record. NCBI's taxonomy places the organism in Eukaryota, Metazoa, Arthropoda, Insecta, Hymenoptera, Diprionidae. The transcript is spliced from 25 exons. The coding region runs from base 54 to 5225 and encodes 1723 amino acids.